UGUGAAGUGUGUUACCCAUAAUGCCUUGUACCGCGUUCGCGUCAUCUUUGAGGGCCCGGCAUCCAUGAUGGCGGCGCUCAGUACGGCAGAAGUCAUCAGCCAGCUGGAAAGUGCUGCCAAAGUUUUAAUGGCACCGCCGUCCAUGGUGAGCACAGAGCAGCGCCAUCAUGCCGAGCACAUCUUUCUCUCCUUCAGAAAGUCCAAGUCGCCCUUUGCCAUUUGUAAACACAUCUUGGAGAGCAGCAAAGUGGACUAUGUGCUGUUCGAGGCCGCCACUGCCAUCAUGGAAGCGGUGGUGCGGGAGUGGAUUUUGCUGGAGAAGUCCAACAUCGAGUCCCUCAGAGCCUUCCUGCUUUCAUACGUCCUGCACAGACCCAAUUUGCAGAAGUACGUGCGCGAGCAGAUGUUACUGGCCGUGGCCGUCAUUGUCAAGCGCGGCACCCUCGACAAAACGGUCAGCUGCAAAAGUGUCUUCCUGGAGGUCGGACAGCUUAUCGGCAGUGGGAACCCCAAUGUGCAAACGCUGGCCUGCUCCAUCCUGACUGCGCUGCUGAGCGAGUUCUCCAGCUCCAGCAAGACCAGCAGCAUCGGACUGAGCAUGGAGUUUCACGGUAGCUGUAAACGCCUCUUCCAGGAGGAGGGUUUGCGUCAGAUCUUCGCAAUGACCAUGGAGGUUCUGCAGGAGUUCAGUCGGCGGGAGAACCUCAGCGCUCAGAUGUCCUGUGUCUUCCAGCGCUAUCUGGCGUUGGCAAAUCAGGUGCUCAGCUGGAACUUCCUGCCGUCUAAUCUGGGGCGCCACUACAUUGCCAUGUUCGAGGCGGCACAGAAUGUCAUGCUCAAGCCCACCGAGACGUGGAGGGAGGCGCUGCUGGACACCAGAGUCAUGGACCUCUUCUUCACAGUUCACAGGAAGAUCCGCGAGGACUCGGACAUGGCCCAGGACUCUCUACAGUGUCUGGCCCAGCUGGCCUCCAUGCACGGGCCCAUCUUCCCGGACGAGAGUGCCCAGAUCUCCUACCUGGCCCACCUGAUAGAGGGCCUACUCAGCAUGAUCAACGGCAUCGAGAUCGAAGACUCUGAGGCAGUGGGCAUCUCCAACAUCAUCUUCAACCUGAUCACCAUGUUUCCUCGGAGUGUUUUGACGGCACUGCCCAGCGAGCUCUUUACCUCCUUCAUCAACUGCCUAACGCUGCUCACCUCUUCAUUUGGACAGAGCGCCGCCCUUGAGGAGGUGUUGGAUAAGGAUGACAUGGUAUACAUGGAGGCGUACGACAGGCUGCUGGAGUCGUGGCUCACGCUGGUGCAGGACGAGGAGCAUUUCCCUCGCGGUUGUUUCGUCCAGCCCGCCGUGCAGGUCUUCAACGCCUACAUCCAGUGUCACUUGGCCGCACCCGACGGGACCCGCAAUCUGUCGGUGAACGGCGUGUCGUCCCAUGAGGAGGAGGAGAUCAAUGAGCUGCAAGAAGACGACAGGGAAUUGUUCUCAGACCAGCUUUCCAGCAUUGGAACGCUGGGGCGGGUGGCUGCAGACCACUGCAUACCCCUCCUGACGAGCCUCCUGGAAGACCGAGUGACACGACUCCACGGUCAGCUCCAGAGAACCCAGCAGCACUUAAUGUCCUCGUCAGACCUGACAUCAACGGACCGCAAAGUUCUGGAUGACCUCUACGAAGACAUCCACUGGCUCAUCUUGGUCUCAGGUUAUCUCCUGGCGGACGACCCACAGGGGGAGACGCCGUUGAUCCCCUCCGAGGUGAUGGAGUUCUCGGUCAAGUGCUCAGCAGAGGUGGAUAUGAAUACGACGCUGCAGAUCCUGGGCUCGCCGGGGGAGAAGGCCUCGUCCAUCCCGGGGUUCGACCGCACAGACUCUGUCAUCAGGUUGCUGUCAGCCGUGCUGAGGACGUCCGAAGUGGAGUCCAGGGCCAGUAGAGCCAGUUUGACGCAGCUGCUGAGUCCUCAGAUGGGCAAAGACAUUGUUUGGUUCCUGAGACGCUGGGCCAAGACGUACCUGCUCAUGGAUGAGAAGCUCUACCAGCAGGUCAGCCUCCCCUUCAGCACGGCAUUUGGUGUGGAGACGGAGGGGGCCCAGUGGAUCGUGGGGUACCUGCUGGAGAAAGUCAUCACUAACCUGUCAGUGUGGAGCUCAGAGACGGAGCUGGCCAAUGACACGGUGGAGCUGCUGGUGACGUUGGUGGAGCGGCGGGAGAGGGCCAACAUGGUGGUGCAAUGCGAGAGCUGGUGGAACCUGGCCAAGCAGUUUGCCGGUCGCAGUCCGCCACUGCACCUGCUGUCCAGUUCGGUGCAGAGGACCCUCAUGAAGGCACUGGUGCUGGGGGGCUUCGCGCAAAUGGACUCGGACACCAAGCAGCAGUACUGGGCCGAGGUGCUGCACCCUCUGCAGCAGCGGUUCCUCAACCUCAUCAACCAGGAAAACUUUGCUCAGAUCAGCCAGGAGGAGGCGGUCAAGCGCGAAAUCGUGGCCACGUUGGAGGCUCUGUGCGGCAUUGCCGAGGCCACGCAGAUCGACAACGUGGCGUCGCUCUUCUCCUUCCUUAUGGACUUCCUGUCCAGCUGCAUUGGACUUAUGGAGGUUUACAGCAACACACCGGAGACCAUCAACCUUAUCAUUGAGGUCUUUGUGGAGGUCGCUCACAAGCAGAUCUGCUACCUGGGAGAGAACAAGUCGAUGAAGCUGUACGAGGCGUGCCUGACGCUGCUACAGGUUUACUCCAAGAACAACCAGAGCAGGAAGCGAAGCGAUGCCGCCGCCGAGGAGGACCAGUACCAAGAUCUGCUGCUGAUCAUGGAGCUGCUCACCAACCUGCUGUCCAAAGAGUUCAUAGACUUCAGUGACACAGAUGAGGUGUUCCGUAGCCAAGACCAGGGCACGCCGGCGUCCAGUCGCCCGGUGUCUGCCGCAGACGUUGUCUUAUAUGGCGUCAACAUCGUUCUUCCUCUCAUGUCUCAGGACCUUCUCAAGUUCCCAUCUCUGUGCAACCAGUACUACAAGCUCAUCACCUUCAUCUGUGAGAUCUUCCCUGAGAAGAUCCCACAGCUGCCCGAGGAUCUCUUCAAGAGCCUCAUGUUCUCGCUGGAGUUAGGGAUGACAUCGAUGGGUUCGGAGAUCAGUCAGCUUUGUCUGGAAGCUUUGUCACCAUUGGCUGAGCAAUGUGCCAAAAACCAGGAGAAGGACACGCCCCUUUUCAUGGCCACGCGACACUUCCUCAAGCUGGUGUUCGACAUGUUGGUACUGCAGAAGCACAACACUGAGAUGACUGUCGCAGCCGGAGAAGCACUUUACACGCUAGUCUGUCUGCACCAGGCGGAGUACUCGGACCUGGUGGAGUCGUUGCUGUCGUCCCAGCGUGACGCGGUCAUCUACGGGCGCCUGGUGGUGGCCUUCAACACGCUGACAGCCAGCAGCACGCCGCCCGCCAUGGAGCGGAAGCAGAAGAUGGCCUUCCUCAAGAGCCUUGACGAUUUUGUGGCCAACGUGGGGGGGCUGCUCUGCGUCAAGUAGCCACUGCAAAAACAUGGACACACGUCAUGCCUUUUUUAGGUCAAGUACACCCGCCCGCCAACUAUAAACUAUGGGUAGAGAGGGAAGGACGCUCGCCAUGGCAACCCUACUGGACUGCAGUGCAGACAGACGGACGGACGGACGGACAUGCUCUUGAUGGAGGUUACACAAAGCAACCAGUCAAAGCUGCUGGAGCUCACAGACACAUCCACACACAUCUUUACAGUGUUAUUGGAAGUUGACAAAGAUUUUUUUUUUUUUAUCUAUUUUUCCCCAGUGUGCUUUUUGAAUGCCUUUGAAGCUGUUGGAGGACCAUUAUGUCUAGAGAAUGUACACACAGGCACAAAUGCACUCACACACAUAUUACUGUACACACAUGCAUAUACCCCACACAAACACACAUGCGUAUAGACGUUCCCACAAGUGUGUAUUUACAUGCGCACGUACGGACAAGCAUGGAUACAGAUGUAGGCACACACAUUGACACACGUUCACAGAUAAUACGCACAUUUCCACACAGACAUACAUUUAUGCUAAGUACACAAACGACACAUGCAUAAACGUACACUUUAACCCACACACAUUUACACGAGCACACAUUGACACACACACAUCUCCAAAUCUCCCCAGAGUGCCUUUGUGUGUACUGUCGUAAGGUGUAAAGUGUACGUCUGUGUCUGUGCCUUGUAUCAUGCGUCACCAUGACGACAAAGGGCGCCCGGUUGCGUUCAAGUGCGCUGUUUUUGUCAGGCACCAAAAAAGCGAAAGCAUGCGCAUGCUGGCGUCCGCCUGCGGGCGUGUUCCAUUUUUGUUCUGUUUGAGGAACCACACGACACGCUGAGACUGAAAUGUUUUGUAUGCCAGCAGGGGGCAGUCAACCUUUGUGCUUGAUUUCAGCUCAUCAAGAGACAUUCAAUGACUGGAUUCUGAGUAGUAUUUUUCUAAUGUGACAUUUCCUCCGGGGAAAGGAGCAGAAAGACUUCAACCACACUACCUGUGUGUUGACCACAUUAAAAGUGUACAUAAAGUUGGA
This is a messenger RNA of Syngnathoides biaculeatus (alligator pipefish), 4553 nucleotides long. It is a transcript of the gene xpo4, whose product is annotated as exportin 4. The record is from RefSeq and is a predicted model, not a curated record. Gene Ontology annotation, molecular function: nuclear export signal receptor activity. Bases 65 to 3520 code for a protein of 1151 amino acids. Gene Ontology annotation, cellular component: nuclear pore; cytoplasm. NCBI's taxonomy places the organism in Eukaryota, Metazoa, Chordata, Actinopteri, Syngnathiformes, Syngnathidae. Gene Ontology annotation, biological process: protein export from nucleus. The transcript is spliced from 24 exons.